AUGUCCACAGAAGCGAAGAGAUCUACCGAGUCAAGACAAGCUGCGCUAGUCGUCGAAUCCAAGGAUCCCAAGGAGCAAUCGAGCUCCACUGAAACGGGGCCAAUCGACGAGUCAAUAGCCUCGUCAGCCGCCUCUCCAAAUACGUUGAGUUACGUUACCGCAAGCGACUUCGACGUACAACAAGACUCGUUCGAGACUUGUGUGGAGGGUGACGAAGAUAGCUCCUUUGCGACGUGCAAAGAACGUGACGAGGAGCUCGAGAAGUCGCUCGCAAAUUGA
Angiostrongylus costaricensis is the source of this 279-nucleotide messenger RNA. The record is from the annotation of a GenBank genome assembly. NCBI's taxonomy places the organism in Eukaryota, Metazoa, Nematoda, Chromadorea, Rhabditida, Metastrongylidae.